CAGCAAAUUAUAAGAACUUCCGCUUCUGAGCACCGUAGAAGAAGAAACAAGCGGUGCACACGGGCUUCCGGUUAAAUAAAACUAAUUUAUGCGCUGGUCUUAGACACAACUUUCAAAUACGACGACUAGAGACAGAGAAAAGGAGGAGACGACGAGUCCAGCUUAAAGUCUCCCUCCCUACCUGUGUGACUGCCCCUUGUAUUGGCAGUGAAUCGACAUAAGGAACAGUAAACAGAUGGACCAAAACAACAGUAUACCAGCCUUCCAGGGGCUGGCCUCUCCUCAGGGGGCCAUGACACCAGGCAUGCCAAUCUUUAGUCCGAUGAUGCCAUAUGGCACAGGCCUCACACCUCAGCCUAUCCAGAACACCAACAGCCUGUCUAUACUGGAGGAACAACAGAGGCAGCAGCAACAACAACAACAGCAAGCACAGCAGACCAACCCAGGCCUUGCAGGUACAUCAGGCCAGACCCCUCAGCUUUUCCAUUCCCAAACAGUAACAGGCUCCACUACCACAGCUCUACCAGGCAACACACCGCUCUACAACACCCCACUGACGCCCAUGACUCCAAUCACACCAGCCACCCCUGCUUCAGAGAGCUCUGGAAUAGUACCGCAGCUACAAAACAUUGUAUCAACAGUCAAUCUUGGCUGUAAACUGGACCUUAAGACCAUUGCCCUCAGAGCCAGGAAUGCGGAGUACAACCCAAAGCGUUUUGCUGCUGUCAUCAUGAGAAUAAGAGAACCGAGAACUACUGCCCUUAUCUUCAGCUCUGGGAAGAUGGUUUGCACCGGAGCUAAAAGUGAGGAACAGUCAAGGUUAGCGGCCAGGAAGUACGCUCGUGUGGUGCAGAAGCUUGGUUUCCCUGCGAAGUUCCUGGAUUUUAAAAUUCAGAACAUGGUGGGCAGCUGCGAUGUGAAGUUUCCCAUCCGACUAGAAGGAUUAGUUCUAACGCAUCAACAUUUCAGCAGUUAUGAGCCAGAACUGUUUCCAGGACUGAUUUACAGAAUGAUAAAACCCAGAAUUGUCCUGCUCAUCUUUGUCUCUGGAAAAGUUGUACUGACAGGUGCCAAAGUAAGAGCGGAGAUCUACGAAGCAUUUGAAAACAUCUACCCCAUUCUUAAAGGCUUUCGCAAGACGACGUAGGACAUUUGUCAUUUUACUGAACCCAACAUUUUUGUUUUAUUUCCUAUUUACCUAAACAAUGAAUUUAAAUGUUUUUUAGGACUUUUAUAAUUAGCAACUUUUACAACAUUUUUUUGUUUUUCUUGUUGAAUCAAGAGUUGUUUUUUUUUUUUUUUUUUUCUUUUGUUAGAAAAGUAAAUGUCAACCAUUGUUAAUAGAAAUGUAAAAAGGCAGAGUAGAGCUGGGCUGGCGGGGGACGUUUGUUUUAUAUACACCGUUUAAUAAUUGCUACAUGUUGUUAUUGUAGCACUUGUCAGCUCAGUUUUCCACCUACAUUAGGAUGAGUUUAAGUCUACUGCCACACCUCCCUCAUUUGUUUUUGCAAACCAGUUUUAACAUUCAUUUUAUUAAUAAUGGUGAAACUUAGUUAAACUUUUUUUUUUUUUUUUUUUUUUUCAAAAGAUCUUAAUAAAGAGAAGCGCAGUCUGUAGCCCUGAUUUAGAUGUUUUUAGAUAUUUCAUUGGAAAACUGUAAACUUAACCUUAUGUUCUGCUGUCAUUUUGUUUCACGUGAAAUAUGUGCUCAAAUGUCUGCAGCCAAAAGGCAAGAAAGAAAUGUGAGAGAGACUGGAAAGUAAAAUGUUUCAACUUGCAUCAUCAUCAGUACUACACAUCGGUAAUGGCAAGUUAUUGUUCUACCAUGUGUUCUAAAUCUAUUACAGUCUGUAUUACCUGAGCAUUUAAGACGUUUUAAACAGUUAUCUUUCAUUAUUUCCUGGUCAAUACAAAUCUGUUAGUUUGUUUCAGCAAUUUUGUGGCACUUGUUUUACACAGGCACAUUCAGUCCCCAAAAAAAAUUCAAACGUUUUGUAAUUCACACAGUGACCUAAAUAUGUUUUGGCCAUGGUGGUAGUAUAUUUCAGAUGGAAUACUCUGUAUUGUCUUGAUGGAAAUGCAUUGUCUGAAAUGCUGAAUGUGCUGCACUUAAUUAAUAAACGUAUUCUUACUGA
Molecule: messenger RNA, 2135 nt
Organism: Cynoglossus semilaevis (tongue sole)
Lineage: Eukaryota; Metazoa; Chordata; Actinopteri; Pleuronectiformes; Cynoglossidae
Gene: tbp
Product: TATA box binding protein
Exons: 9
Coding region: 236-1147 (303 amino acids)
Biological process (GO): DNA-templated transcription initiation
Molecular function (GO): DNA binding
Source: RefSeq, a predicted model, not a curated record